UUCCUAUCAAUGUGGACGCGAGCGGAGUUCCAUUCAUUACGUUAGCUGAAGAUGAACAUACCAAAAGAUUCCAACAUGGCAGUAUCGGAGCGUAAACAAACAGACACGGAUCGAGGCAUCGUGAUUCGAGAUGACUGGCCGGGAUACCCCUUGGAUCUUUUCACUUUUCCAGAGCAUUAUUUGGGGGAUCUUGAGUGCGUCUACAUCCCGCAUGGAAUUAUCAUGGAUAGGACAGAGAGGCUGGCGAGGAACAUCAUGGAUGAUCUUGGCGAUCAUGACAUCGUGGUGCUGUGUGUACUAAAGGGGGGUUAUCAGUUCUGCGCUGACCUGGUGGAACGCAUCAAAGUCCUGUGCUGUAACUCCAGUAAGACCCUUCCUAUGAGGGUGGACUUCAUACGUCUCAAGAGCUACCUGAACGACCAGUCAACUAAAGAUCUCCGUAUAGAGGGAGCAGAGAAUCUUCCUGUUUUGAGUGGAAAGAAUGUACUGAUUGUGGAGGCGAUCGUUGACACUGGAAAGACAAUGAAGACUCUGCUGGAUCAUGUUAAAGCAUUUGGGCCCAAGAUUAUCAAAGUAGCUAGUUUGCUGGUGAAAAGGGUGCCCAGUGGGACAGGUUACAUGCCAGACUAUGCUGGAUUUGAAAUCGCCAAUCGCUUUGUGGUCGGUUAUGCCUUGGAUUACAAUGAAUACUUCAGAGAUCUAAAUCACAUAUGUGUGAUCAGCGAUAGCGGCAAACAGAAAUAUAAGGUUUGAAGGUCUCACUCCUUUGAUCAAUAUCUGAAUGUUGGCUCGGGAGGAAGAGGAUGGAUGUCGAUCAUACAUCACAAAUAAGAUGUUAUCAGACACUUUUUCACAGAAGAUCCUCCUGUUGUAUCUUACGGUCCUGUCUAUGGCUAUGUUUGGAACUGAAUUCCACUUACUACUAAACUGUACAGUAUAUGCCUACUGCCUUUUUAGUUUUUUUAAACACUUUUUAGCUAUUAUUCCACAAUAGUAGUAUCAAGCAGUGAUGGUGUACAUUGUCACAUGGCCUCAUUCCUUCACACUGCAUCACAAGUGCCUACUAUUUAUCAACUUGGAAAGUAAAGAGAUGUGUUUAGUCAGCUUUAAAGACAAAUAAUGAAAGAGAAUAGCAAUGUAUAAAAUUGUGUCUGUACCUAAUUCUGGUUCAUUCAUUACAUUAGAAAUAAAAAGUAAGGGUGGUGUCAAAUGUGGGGUCAGAUGUAAUGUUAAUGCAUGCUAUGAACAGUGUACACAGCACAUACUGUAGAAAUAGUAAAAGUUGCAUGUUACAGUAUGCUAUUCCGAACAUCGCUAUGAAGAGACAUUUAACCCAAAAAAUGAAAAUUCUGUCAUCAUUUUCAUACCCUCGACUUGUUCCAAAUCUGUAUAAAUGCAUUUGUUUGUAUGAACACUGAGAAAGAUAUUUGCAAGAAUGAUUAUAACCAAACCGCGUUUGGCCACCAUUGACUACCAUAGUAGGAAAAAUGGUAGUCAAAAGCGCCUCAGAACUGUUUGCUUUCCAAUAGUCUUCAAAAUAUCCUAUGUAUCUCAAAAUAUAAGAAUAUCAGUCUAUGGUAGUCAAUGGUGGCCAGGAACUGUUGGUUACAAGCAUUCUUCCAAAUAUCUGUCCUUGUAAGUAAUUCUUUGGAACCACUUGUGGGUGAGUAAAUGAAGACAGGAUUUUCUUUUUUGGGUGAAUUGUUCCUUUAAUAGCUGUUUGGAAUAGCUAUGUUCUUCAUACAAGGUGUGUUCAUACUCUUGUGUUUUACCCAUCAUGAAUAGUUGUUUACUUAUGCUGUCAUAAUUUAAGCUUGGUUGUGUAUAACACUUGACACAGCAAGCUCACUUUUCACCAGCAGAUUUUUUCAGAGAAUAAUAUGUGAAUUAGCAUUACAAUUAUUACUCUUCUUUUAUAAAAUGUCGUUUUGUAUUCCAGCAUUUGUCAUAAUGUUUACAUUUUAUAAUAUUUUCAUGUAUUUUAACAACAUUAAAACUGAAUGGAUUCGUA
Messenger RNA from Triplophysa dalaica, 2011 nucleotides. RefSeq names its product phosphoribosyl transferase domain containing 1b (gene prtfdc1b). Gene Ontology annotation, molecular function: hypoxanthine phosphoribosyltransferase activity; magnesium ion binding. Gene Ontology annotation, biological process: purine ribonucleoside salvage; GMP salvage; IMP salvage. Lineage: Eukaryota; Metazoa; Chordata; Actinopteri; Cypriniformes; Nemacheilidae. The record is from RefSeq and is a predicted model, not a curated record. Bases 52 to 753 code for a protein of 233 amino acids. The transcript is spliced from 9 exons.